AUGGUUGAUACUGUGAGACGUAGGUUGUCUACAUGGAACAAUAAUUAUCUUUCAAUCGGAGGACGUAUUAUUCUAUUGAAUUCGGUUUUAUGUGCAAUUCCUGUCUAUUUCCUUUCCUUCUUUAAGGCUCCGGCAGAGUCGUUUAGGAGGGAGGGAGAAGAGUUGGUGUGGAAGGAUGGUUGGGCAGCUAAUUUAAACGAGGAAAACUAUAGAUUAAAGAAGAAAAUUGUAGGCAACUUCCGAGGACUAACGUUGAAGGAAAAUGUGGAGGAUUGGUGGAUAUGGGCUAAGAAGACGUAUUCCGUGAAGGACGCUUAUACAGAAAUUAUGGAGGGGUAUCACCUGCUGAAUAUUGAAGACCAAGGCUUGGUGGCUGUUUGGAACAAAAUCGUUCCUCUAAAAGUGUUGGUGUUAGUCUGGAGGAUGUGGCAAAACAAAAUCCCGACGAGAGAUGAUUUAAUCAAGCAAGGUAUAGCAGCUGAAUCUCAAGGGUCCUGUCCAUUUGGAUGUGGAAAGGAGGAGAGCGUGAAUCAUAUUUUCUUCGAGUGCCUAAUAGCAACAUUUUCGUGGAGUGAUAUCGUGAGAUGGUUGAAUAUUAAAGGAGUCUUUCAUAAUACUGCUACGCAGAAUUUCUAUCUAUUUGCAUAUUUCAAUAAUAGUGGUAGGAGCAUACAGGAAAAAUUUCUUGUCAUUUGGUAUGCUUGUGUUUGGAUUAUUUGGAAAAGACGGAAUGACAUAGUGUUCAAAAAGAAGCAUAAGUUGGGAGAAGCUUUUAUCUACGACAUCCAAUUGACAUCUUGGUGGUGGCUUCGGAGUAAGGUUAAAAGGUUCCAAUAUUCGUUUUACCAGUGGAUUUUUAAUCCAAAAGCUUGUCUGGGAUGGAAUGAUGGAUAUAAGGUGGUUGUGUAA
Vicia villosa (hairy vetch) is the source of this 909-nucleotide messenger RNA. RefSeq lists its product as uncharacterized. The coding region runs from base 1 to 909 and encodes 302 amino acids. NCBI's taxonomy places the organism in Eukaryota, Viridiplantae, Streptophyta, Magnoliopsida, Fabales, Fabaceae. The transcript has 2 exons. The record is from RefSeq and is a predicted model, not a curated record.